This is a messenger RNA of Dentiscutata erythropus, 391 nucleotides long. The record is from the annotation of a GenBank genome assembly. Lineage: Eukaryota; Fungi; Glomeromycota; Glomeromycetes; Diversisporales; Gigasporaceae.
UUCAGUUGCGUCUAAUAUGUCAAACAAAAAAACAAAAUCUGUUAAUAUAAAUCCGGUUUCUAUUGCUGCUCAGUUAAAAAAAGGUUCAAAUAAUGAUGUUGAUGAUGAAUCUUCUAGAACUGAUGAAGAUAUAAAUAAUCCUUGCCAGCUUAAAAUAUAUCCAUGGGUUUAUCGUGGAGAAGGACUACUAAAAAAAUUUAUGUUUUGUCAUUGGUGCAAGGAUGCUGGCAAAAAUAAAAACUUUACCAAAGGUUGUGAAUACUUUAAAAAACAAUACUUAGAUUGGCAUGUUAAUAUUAAUGACCAUCAGAUGGUUUGUGCUGCUCAAAUGCAAUCUCAAGUUAAUUUACAUUCUAGUUUUGCUAUUCAAGCUGAAACUAAUCAAAUAAAG